AUGGAUGGAACGUUCUUCCAGAAGGAUUUGGCUCCAUUUGUAAAAUAUUCCCUCAAUAAAAAGAGACGUUGGGAGACCAAAGGAGAUUUGAAUAGUCUUAAAAAUCUUCAAAGUUCGUAUCGUGAUAUGAAUGUUGUUGUUAGCGAUCGUGUUUGGCUUGACAUGGAUCCUUAUUGGUGCUUCAUUUCUCAUAUCAACUAUUAUCACAAUUAUUUCCUCCAAUUCCCAAUUCGUCAUACUUAUCAACUUGAUACUGAUAACAAUUACCGGUGCCUCUCUUCUGAUUCUGUAUACGGGCAACCUCUCAAAAGUCUCCUUCCCGAAAAUCGAUCUCCAAAAAAAUCCGAUACACUUCAAUCAGCUACUUUCGAUAUGCCAAAAGUUGCUUAUCACAUUUUGACUCCUCCAGAAAAUUAUGAAAAAUUGAGAAACGAAGAUUUCUGUCCUGGAAGCAGUGAUCGUUUUCUGAAACAUCGUUCCAUCAAACAUUGGAGAAGAUGCAAGAAAAUGACCGAGGCUCUUUUAGCAAUCCGUUAUGAGGACUUUGAUUAUUUGAAUGAUCCAAUUUAUUUCAUCGAUAAUGAAUGGGACAUUGAUUUUGGAACUCCUAGUAAAUUGUGA
Caenorhabditis briggsae is the source of this 621-nucleotide messenger RNA. The transcript is spliced from 2 exons. Bases 1 to 621 code for a protein of 206 amino acids. NCBI's taxonomy places the organism in Eukaryota, Metazoa, Nematoda, Chromadorea, Rhabditida, Rhabditidae. The record is from RefSeq and is a predicted model, not a curated record.